AUGUCUCCCAUUCCCAAGACCCAAAAGGCUGUCGUCUUUGAGACUAACGGUGGUCCCCUCCUCUACAAGGACAUUCCUGUUCCUACCCCUGCUUCUGAUGAAAUUCUCGUCAACAUCAAGUACUCUGGUGUCUGCCACACUGAUCUUCACGCAUGGAAGGGUGACUGGCCUCUCCCUACUAAGCUUCCUCUGGUCGGUGGCCACGAGGGUGCCGGUGUUGUUGUCGCCAAGGGUGAAAAUGUCACCAACUUUGAGCUCGGUGAUUACGCUGGUGUCAAGUGGCUCAAUGGUUCAUGCUUGGGCUGUGAGUUCUGCUUGAAGUCUGCUGAAUCUAACUGCCCUGAUGCUAUUCUUUCCGGUUACACUCACGAUGGUUCUUUCCAACAAUAUGCCACCGCUAAGGCUGUCCACGCCGCUAAGAUUCCUCAGGGUACCGAUCUUGCUGAGAUUUCUCCUAUUCUCUGCGCCGGUAUCACUGUCUACAAGGCUCUGAAGACCUCUGAGGCUAAGCCUGGUAACUGGGUUGCCAUCACUGGUGCCGGUGGCGGUCUCGGUACUCUUGCUGUCCAGUAUGCCAAGGCCAUGGGUUUCCGUGUGAUUGGUAUUGACUCUGGUGAUGCUAAGGCCAAGGCUGUUAAGGAUCUUGGUGGUGAAGCUUUCGUUGACUUUGCUACCACCAAGGACAUUGUCAAGGAUGUUGUCGCUGCUACCAACGGUGGUCCUCACGCUGUUAUCCACGUCGCUGUUUCUGAGAAGGCAAUUGGUGUUUCUACUGAGUACGUUAGACCUACCGGUGUCAUUGUCCUUGUCGGUCUCCCCGCCAAUGCUUAUGUUAAGUCUGAAGUCUUCUCCCACGUCAUUAAGACCAUUUCUAUCAAGGGUUCUUAUGUUGGUAACAGAGCUGAUACUGCUGAGGCCAUUGACUUUUUCACUCGUGGUCUUGUCCACUGCCCUAUUAAGGUUGUUGGUUUGUCUGAACUUGAGAAGGUUUAUGAGCUCAUGGAGAAGGGCCAGAUUGUUGGCCGUUAUGUCCUUGACACAUCCAAGUAA
Molecule: messenger RNA, 1050 nt
Organism: Magnusiomyces paraingens
Lineage: Eukaryota; Fungi; Ascomycota; Dipodascomycetes; Dipodascales; Dipodascaceae
Exons: 1
Coding region: 1-1050 (349 amino acids)
Molecular function (GO): zinc ion binding; oxidoreductase activity
Source: RefSeq, a predicted model, not a curated record